Molecule: messenger RNA, 658 nt
Organism: Daktulosphaira vitifoliae (grape phylloxera)
Lineage: Eukaryota; Metazoa; Arthropoda; Insecta; Hemiptera; Phylloxeridae
Exons: 3
Coding region: 61-495 (144 amino acids)
Source: RefSeq, a predicted model, not a curated record
UAUAUGAAAAUUUAAAUUUUUAAAGUAAUUAAAAUUGUUUACUAUCAAAAUCAAGUAAAAAUGUUUUUAAAAAUUAUAAUUGAAACGUGUAUUAUAUGUAAUUUAAUAUUUUAUAUUGAGUGUAUGAAUAAUAAUGAUUUUCCAGGGGAUAUCAAGAAAUUGACAGUUCCAUUCCAAAAAAUAUUAAAAUGUAUGUAUGUUAUACGCUCAGGGAAAUAUGAUUAUAAUAAAAAAACUUGUAUACUUACGGUAUAUGAAAGAAGAGGCGAUAAGAAUAUAGUUGAAUUUUUGAACGAAAAGUACGAUAAAUGUCAGGAUUGUAAUAUAAAUAAAGAUCCUGUUGAAGCAUAUAAAACGCUGAGAGAAGAAUUGGCAGAUUAUAUGUGCAACAGAAUGCCUCAUUAUAUGAUAAAAAGUUGUAAAGGAAUAGCAAAGAGUUGUAGUUUAAAAUUUGCCAAAAAUGCCAGACCUGAUUUAAAAGUGCAUUGGUGGUAGUAAAAAUGGAGGAAUGAAUUCAGAGAAGUGCAAGAAUUUCAAUAUCAUUAUCAAAUAUUUAAUUUCUAAUUAGUUAAAAAUUAAAAAAAAUAUAUCUCUAAAAGUUUUUAAACUGUAUUGAAAAAUAUGUAAAAAAUAAAAUACAUUUUAAAUUUCAUUCAUU